Molecule: messenger RNA, 936 nt
Organism: Arvicanthis niloticus (Nile rat)
Lineage: Eukaryota; Metazoa; Chordata; Mammalia; Rodentia; Muridae
Source: RefSeq, a predicted model, not a curated record
AUGAACCAUAUGAAAACAAACUUCACAGUGACAGAGUUUGUGUUUCUAGGGCUUUCAUCUGAUCCCAAGGUACAGCUGGUUCUGUUUUUUGUUUUCUUGUUUUUCUAUAUGUUGUCAGUGGUGGGCAAUGUCAUCAUCAUCACUAUUAUCCAGAUAGAACCUCGCCUGCAAACCCCCAUGUACUUUUUCCUCACUAACUUGUCCUUUCUGGACAUCUGCUAUACAUCCACCAAUGUCCCACAGAUGCUUUCCAACAUGGUGGGGAGUAAGAAGACCAUCCCAUUUGCCAGCUGUGCCACUCAGAUGUACUUCUCACUCUCCUUUGGAAUGAUUGAAUGUGUUCUUCUUGGUGUCAUGGCUUAUGACAGAUAUGUAGCCAUUUGUCAUCCUCUCCAUUACACUGUUAUUAUGGACCAAAACACUUGUAUCCAACUGGCAGCCAUUUCUUGGUCCAGUAGCUUCCUGAGUUCCAUGGUUAUCAAUGUUCUCACCUUGAGUUUGCCCUACUGUGGACCAAAUGUCCUGAACCACUUUUUCUGUGAGGUUCCUUCAGUUCUGAGACUGGCUUGUACCGACACUUCACUCACUGAGCUGGUGGUUUUUGUAUUCAGUAUCAUCAUUGUCUUCAUUCCUUUCCUCCUUAUUAUUGUUUCCUAUGCCCGCAUCCUUCUUUCUGUUCUCAGGAUGCGAUCAGCCUCUGGGAGGCAUAAGGCUCUGUCCACCUGUGCUUCCCAUCUUACAGUUGUGACUUUAUUCUAUGGAACUGCCAUUUUUAUGUACAUGAGACCCCAGUCGAAGUCCUCCAGGGCUGGUGGUAAGGUCAUUGCAGUAUUCUACACUGUAGUUACACCUAUGCUCAAUCCAUUAAUUUACAGCCUAAGGAACCAGGAUGUCAAAGGGUCUUUGAGGAGAGCUAUCACAAAACAGAAGACAUAA